Lodderomyces jiufengensis is the source of this 1593-nucleotide messenger RNA. Its product is annotated as deubiquitination module subunit. The coding region runs from base 1 to 1593 and encodes 530 amino acids. The record is from RefSeq and is a predicted model, not a curated record. The transcript has a single exon. NCBI's taxonomy places the organism in Eukaryota, Fungi, Ascomycota, Pichiomycetes, Serinales, Debaryomycetaceae. Gene Ontology annotation, biological process: RITS complex assembly; regulation of transcription by RNA polymerase II; regulatory ncRNA-mediated heterochromatin formation. Gene Ontology annotation, cellular component: SAGA complex.
AUGACAACAAAAUCUAGUCAAAUUAUUACAUUAUCACAAAUAAAUUCAUUAAUUGAUUCAAAUAUUCCUAAAAAAUCGAUAAUUUGGAAAGAAUUUGGUAAUUAUCUUGAUAAAAAAGUCAAUAUUAUUACAAACUCUAAAAAUUCAUCAAAUCCAUUUUUGAAUAAUAAUCUUAUUGAUAAUUCGUAUUUAUCACAAUCAAUAGAAUAUAAAAUUUGUAAAUCUUGUCAAAGACCAAUUGGAAUUCAAAGUUUAGAAAAUCAUUAUUCAAAGUGUAUUGAAAUGAAACAAAAAAGACAACAAGAAAUAGCUGAUAAUCAAGCUAUUAAUAAUGGGUCCAACUCAACAACCAUCACAAAUAAUAACAAAAAGAAAAGAAAAAAUGGAGCAUUGGAUAUAGAUAUUUCAUCAUCAGUUGAUAGUACAAGAAAUAAUACUCCAAUACCAAAUACUAAUAUCAAAGAAAUUGAAACUGAAUUAACAAAUGGAAAUAAUACAAAUUCCAACAAUAUAAACAACAACACGGGGAAACCAAAGAAGAAAUACAAGAAAUCACAAGCUCAAAAGGAAAAAGAAGCAGCAAACGCAGCAGCUGCUGCUGCUGCUGCUGCAUCAACAGUUGAAAAACCCAUAAAAAAGACUAAGAAAAAUUCAGUGUCUCAACAAUCAUCAUCACCAACCAUCAACCCGGCACAGCAAAAACCUAAAACUAUAGCAAAACCAAAAGGUCCUGUAGAUGUUGAAAAACAAUGUGGUGUAGCAUUACCUUCAGGUGGAUUAUGUGCAAGAUCAUUGACUUGUAAAACUCAUUCAAUGGGUGCUAAGCGAGCUGUACCAGGUAGAUCAGCUCCAUAUGAUGUAUUAUUACAACAAUAUCAAAAAAGAAAUCAAGCUAAAAUUGCUCAAAAUAAUGCAUUGUUGGCUCAACGUAGAGAAAAUGCUGCUUUUAAUGAUGAUGGAUCAGAUUUAAAUUUUCAAAAUUCAAAUAAGAUUUUAGAUCCAGAUGAAGAAACUCAUUUGGUUUUGGAAGGAUUAUCUAAAAAUAAUCCAAUACCAUUAGAAAGAAAAAUAAUGAUGCCAGUAAGAUAUAGACAUCGUUUUUUACAAGCAAGAGAAUUUUACGCAAAUUCAUUAAUAAUAUCAGCACAACAUUCUCAACAACAACAACAACAGCAGCAACAACAAGCCCAACAACAACAGCCAAACGGAGAACAACAAACAUUAGCUAACCAAGCUAUAUCAGGUUCAAUAGGUGGUUUACAAGGUAGAUGUGCUUUAAUAAACGUUGAUGCUCAAUUAAAUAAUCAACAAGAUUCUCAAACUCAACUGUUUAGUGCAAUACCAGGAGAAAUGUAUCAAGUUAGAGCCCCUUCAAAAGCCAUUUUAAUGACUGCUCAACAUAAUAAUAUUCAACAACAAGCAUUCCAACAACAAUUUUUGAAGUAUCAACAAGCUCAGCAAGCUCAACAACAACAACAGCAACAACAGCAAAUGUUGAUGAGACAAAGACAGCAACAGCAACAGCAACAAGCUCAAAAUCAGUCAAAUCAACAACAACAACAACCACAGCAAAAACAAGCUCAAACUACAUAG